Hyaena hyaena (striped hyena) is the source of this 566-nucleotide messenger RNA. RefSeq names its product hypocretin neuropeptide precursor (gene HCRT). The transcript has 2 exons. Gene Ontology annotation, biological process: neuropeptide signaling pathway; feeding behavior. Lineage: Eukaryota; Metazoa; Chordata; Mammalia; Carnivora; Hyaenidae. The record is from RefSeq and is a predicted model, not a curated record. The coding region runs from base 157 to 549 and encodes 130 amino acids.
UAGACGCAAAUACCCCCGUCUGUCCUGCACCACCUCAGAGCACUAUAAACCCCAGGCCCUUGAUCGGUGGUCAGUCAACGGCCUCAAAGUUCCUGGCUCUUUGGACCACUGCAGACAACACCUUUCCUGGCUACCCCACUCUGAGCUCCAGGCACCAUGAAUCCUCCGUCUACAAAGGUUCCCUGGGCCGCCGUGACGCUGCUGCUGCUGCUGUUGCUACCGCCCGCGCUGCUGUCGCCAGGAGCGGCGGCGCAGCCCCUGCCCGACUGCUGCCGCCAGAAGACGUGCUCCUGCCGCCUCUACGAGCUGCUGCACGGCGCGGGCAACCAUGCGGCCGGCAUCCUCACGCUGGGCAAGCGGCGGCCGGGACCCCCAGGCCUCCAGGGCCGACUGCAGCGCCUCCUGCAGGCCAGCGGCAACCACGCAGCCGGCAUCUUGACCAUGGGCCGCCGCGCAGGCGCAGAGCCAGCGCCGCGCCCCUGUCCUGGGCGCAGAUGUCCCGCGGCUGCCGCUCCCUCUGCAGCGCCUGGGGCGCGGUCCGGAGUCUGAGCCCUUGCUCUGGCCGG